This is a messenger RNA of Numida meleagris (helmeted guineafowl), 756 nucleotides long. RefSeq lists its product as uncharacterized. Gene Ontology annotation, molecular function: peroxiredoxin activity. Lineage: Eukaryota; Metazoa; Chordata; Aves; Galliformes; Numididae. The record is from RefSeq and is a predicted model, not a curated record.
CAUCUGCCUCUCCUGGCCGCCGGGGGACUCCCGAGAAGGCCCCGCGUGGCCGCCCGGUGCCGUGCGUACAGCACCACGGAUGACAGCUCUGUCAGGCCUAUUGGGCGAUACCCAGUGCCAAAUAAGAAGGACAUGCCAUACGAUAUCGUGGAGCUCAUGGAGGAAGUAGAAGUGAAGACUGGAUUUCUGCCCAAUGUGUUCAAAGCCAUGUCUCACCGACCUGCUGAAUUCAGAGCAUUUUUUGCUUAUUACAAUGCCAUCAUGAACAAAGAGACAGGGCGACUCAGCAAGGCAGACAAGGAGCUCAUCAUUGUGGCCACAAGCACUGUGAAUAGAUGUCCCUACUGUGUGGUUGCACAUGGAGCGCUUCAUCGGAUAUAUUCCAAGCAGCCAACCCUGGCUGACCAGGUCAUUGUGAACUGGAAGCUGGCGGACCUGAGCAGCCGGGACCUGGCGAUGCUGGAGUUUGCUCUUGCAGUCUGCCGGGCAGAUAACAUCACGGAGGAGCACUUCCAGAAGCUGGAGGCGCAUGGUUUUGACCGCGAAGACGCGUGGGACAUCGCCAUGAUCUCUGCUUUUUUCGCCAUGUCCAAUCGCAUCGCCCAUUUUAUCGACCUGCGCCCCAACAAGGAGUUCUACAACAUGGGCCGGACGCCUCACGAGGCGGGCAAGGAUCGCGCUUGAAGCUGCGUUGUUCUCUCGCGUUGUUCUGAACGUGUAAACGUGAAAAAAGUUAAAACCCGUUUGUUGACGCAA